GUUUCACAACGGAAUCUUAUUUGGGGGCAUGAUAAGUAGUUAUGUGUAUGGCAACUAAUGUGGUAAGUACCGUUAUCGUCUGCGAUUGCAAGAAGGCUCAUCCUAUAUCCGUUUCGGUAAUGCAGCAUUAAAGCUUCCAUAGAACUCACUUCUUGCUCGGAACUUGCGCGACCACGCCCGACGACACCACGGCGCGGAAGAAUACCGCCAGUCGCACGCAGGCCCAAUUGCUGUCGUGGUUUCGGAUUUGCGAGACGGAGCGGUUGUGUCCCGGCGGCAACUUUCAUUUAGAGCGUUUUUCGCUGCUGUAAGGUGCAACCAGCGGUGUGGACUGUACGGCUCCUCUGUCAAAGGAUUGCACGAUGAUCGUGAAGCUAUGGUGCAGUGAUAAGACCAUCAAGAAACUCGCAGUUGUGAGCAAGCUUGAUGCCGUAAAAAGGAAAGCUGUGGAAUUUGGAAUGUGUCGCGAUGAGGACAUGAAGGUCUAUCUACUUGAUGGAACAGAGGUUGAUGAAGAGCCUUUCAGCUGCUUGGCUGAAUCAGUUGAGAGUGGCACUCAUACGUUCACUGUGUGCAAUGGUGAAUGGACUUCAGGGGUGCGAAUGGAUGGAAGGCUGAGCAACAUACCCACAGAUGUAGUGCUGCUGCUUACAUCGUUCUUGCACUCGAACACGGGGCAUGACGCAGCGCUGGAGUGGAGUUUGAAGAUAACGCAAGCAGAGACCAGUCUGGGUCACAAGGAUGCUGCAUCGGUCGGUCUUAUACCCAUUGUGGUGUCCUACUUCAAAGGUGACCCCAGCCAACUCGUACAAGUACAUGAGGCUUCAACAGAAAUGACUGGCAAUUUUCUUAACACCCGGCCCGUUUCCCCUGUCGCAGUUGCACUUGGUCAGUCCAUCUUUCAAUCCACCUGCCAUCUUUUUGUGGAUAGGGAGCUCAUAAUGCCAAACAUCGGCUUGAAGCUGGCUAUUCAGUACCUGUUUGCUGUCCACUACUGCUUGAACAUCGAAUAUGAUGCACGUGUAGGGGCAACUCUUGAAUUUCUUCAGAGGAGACUGCAAGAUACUGGCAUCGCCGACUCCUCAAGACACAGGCUGCGCCGGCACAUCAUUGCCUGCCACCCGGACAAACGGGUAUCCCUCGGCCGGCCUCCACGGCCUCUUCCACAGCCCGGCCUCGUUGCUGCUCUGACUGCGAGCUGGCUGCUACUGGACGGCAGCCCGCCGGCACCGCCUUGGGAAAGCCACCUCGCCAGCCUGUGCCUCCUUAGGUGA
This is a messenger RNA of Dermacentor albipictus, 1274 nucleotides long. The record is from RefSeq and is a predicted model, not a curated record. Lineage: Eukaryota; Metazoa; Arthropoda; Arachnida; Ixodida; Ixodidae.